GGUCGCCUCGAGAGAGUCCCCGCCCGGCCACCGACCGCCAACCGCGCUCCCUCCGUGUCUUCCCGUGCUCCGCUUGCUCCGGACGAGCCCCGCUGAGGGGGAUGCUCCGGGCACCACCUCCCGGGGCAGUUGCGCCUCUUAGCUCACUCCGGCGUCCCCAGCCGCGGCGGCCCCGGGAAGUUGUCUCGUGAGCCCGCGGCCCCCGGGUCUCCUCCUCCUGAGCCCCGCCCCCCGCCCAGCGCGGGGGACCGCAGAGCCGCCCGGCCCGGGGGCGUCGCCGCUCGCUCUCCGGAGCCCGCGGAGUCCGCGAAACCAGCGCUGCUGGCGAGCGUCCGCUCCCCUGCAAGCAGCGCGCUUGGCUCGGAAGCCCGGGGACCCCUGCGCAGCCCCGCCACGGCGCGCGCCCAGAGCGCGGGAGCCCGGAGCACCGGGCGCCUGGGACCCCGCGCAGCCUCUGGCCAGCCCGCGGGGCUCGGCAGGGAUGUGGGCUGUGCUGUGAGCCCGGGCGCCAGGGCCAUGGCCGGCGCCCGCUGCCGGACCCUGUACCCCUUCUCUGGGGAGCGGCACAGCCAGGGGCUGCGCUUCGCUGCGGGCGAGCUGCUCACGCUGCUUCAGGUCCCGGACGGCGGAUGGUGGGAAGGCGAGAAGGACGACGGGCUCCGUGGCUGGUUCCCCGCCAGCUACGUGCAACUGCUGGAGAAGCCUGGGAUGGUCCCCCCUCCGCCAGGAGAGGAGAGCCAGACGGUCAUCCUUCCACCUGGCUGGCACAGCUACUUGUCUCCUCAGGGCCGCCGUUACUAUGUCAACACGACUACCAAUGAGACCACCUGGGAAUGUCCCAGCAGUUCUUCUGGGAUUUCAGCCAGCCCUGGCCCUCACAGGGGCUCUCUGCCUCCAACAGUGAAUGGAUACCACGCAUCAGGGACCCCGGCGCACCCUCCAGAGACUGCCCACAUGAGUCUCCGAAAAUCCACCGGUGAUUCCCAGAACCUGGGAUCCUCGUCGCCAGGCAAGAAACAGAGCAAAGAAAACACCAUCACAAUAAACUGUGUGACAUUCCCUCACCCAGACACAAUGCCUGAACAGCAACUGCUCAAGCCGACUGAGUGGAGCUAUUGCGACUACUUCUGGGCGGAUAAGAAGGACCCACAAGGCAAUGGCACAGUGGCUGGGUUUGAACUGCUGCUGCAGAAGCAACUGAAAGGCAAGCAGAUGCAGAAGGAGAUGUCUGAGUUCAUCCGAGAAAGGAUAAAGAUUGAAGAAGAAUAUGCAAAGAACCUUGCUAAGCUCUCUCAGAACUCCUUGGCUGCCCAGGAGGAAGGCUCCCUGGGAGAGGCGUGGGCCCAAGUAAAGAAGAGCCUGGCGGAUGAGGCUGAAGUUCACCUCAAGUUCUCUGCCAAGCUCCACAGCGAGGUGGAGAAACCCCUGAUGAACUUCCGAGAGAACUUCAAGAAGGACAUGAAAAAGUGUGACCACCACAUCGCUGACCUCCGUAAGCAGCUGGCCAGCCGCUAUGCCUCAGUGGAGAAGGCCCGCAAAGCCCUCACAGAGCGGCAGAAAGACCUGGAGAUGAAGACCCAGCAGCUGGAGAUCAAGUUGAGCAACAAGACUGAGGAGGACAUCAAGAAGGCGCGGAGGAAGUCCACUCAGGCCGGAGAUGAUCUCAUGCGCUGUGUGGACCUCUACAACCAGGCCCAGUCCAAGUGGUUUGAAGAGAUGGUGACGACCACCCUGGAGCUGGAGCGGCUGGAGGUGGAGAGGGUGGAGAUGAUCCGACAACAUCUGUGCCAGUACACACAGCUGCGGCACGAGACAGACAUGUUCAACCAAAGCACAGUCGAGCCUGUGGACCAACUGCUGCGAAAAGUGGACCCAGCCAAAGACAGAGAGCUAUGGGUCAGAGAGCACAAAACAGGCAACAUUCGCCCAGUGGACAUGGAGAUCUAGAAGUGACUGUAUGGUCCUGGGGGUCCUGCUGAGGAGAGGGGCUGGGGAUCCCAUGGAGAAGGGCUGUAUCUGCCCUAUUACCUGCUAAUCUAUCCAGGGAAAAGGAGGAAAAGAGAGUGAUUCCCGAAGGAGGGCCCAGCCAGGGGCUCCCCAAUAUUCCCAGGCCAUAAUGAUGGACCCACAGCCCCAACUUCACCUCGAAGACUGGAGCCUCCCCUCCAACCCCCAUGCUGUGCUUGUCACUCUGAGAACCAACUGAGGCUAGAACCCUGGGGUCCCAGCUGAGUUCCACAGGGGUGGCCAUCACACACCUGUGCCCCAUGUAUCCAAGGCCUGUCCUCUAUCGGGAUUGUCAUCUCCAGGACCAUGGAAGGGGAAGGGGGUGGUGUCUCUGUCUCCAAACAAUGUCAGGAUCAGGAUCGAGGACAGGAGGGAAAGUGAAGUCCGCAUCCUGUUCCACAACAUUUUUUAGUCCUCCCUUUGCUUCCCCCUUUGCUUUGUAGGAGCCCACAUCUAUUUUUUUCAUCUCCCUCAAGAAUGGUGGAGUUUCUUCCCAACCCAAA
Rattus rattus (black rat) is the source of this 2510-nucleotide messenger RNA. RefSeq names its product growth arrest specific 7 (gene Gas7). The record is from RefSeq and is a predicted model, not a curated record. NCBI's taxonomy places the organism in Eukaryota, Metazoa, Chordata, Mammalia, Rodentia, Muridae. The transcript has 14 exons. Gene Ontology annotation, molecular function: actin filament binding. Gene Ontology annotation, cellular component: plasma membrane; cytoplasm; actin filament. The coding region runs from base 517 to 1947 and encodes 476 amino acids. Gene Ontology annotation, biological process: actin filament polymerization; neuron projection morphogenesis.